Messenger RNA from Lobosporangium transversale, 941 nucleotides. RefSeq lists its product as hypothetical. The record is from RefSeq and is a predicted model, not a curated record. NCBI's taxonomy places the organism in Eukaryota, Fungi, Mortierellomycota, Mortierellomycetes, Mortierellales, Mortierellaceae. The transcript is spliced from 2 exons. Bases 232 to 492 code for a protein of 86 amino acids.
CGCACAAGCAUGAUCUCGCGGUUCAUCCUCAUUCACUCCAUUUACUUCAUUCUUGUGCUAAAACAACAAUUUUAAACACAAUUUAAAAAAUGAUCACCCGAGCAAAAAUGACAAAAACCAAUUGACCUUGAGUCGACGCGCAUUGUAAAAAAGAAAACGAGGGAAAAUGUAGCAAAUGUGCAACAAUUAGUUGAAUGAGUAAAACACCAAGGCAACAGUGCCGCAAAGGCAAUGAGAUGCAUGCUUCAAAUAUUCCAUCAUCCUUCGUCCUUCCUCAUCUUUUAUCUUUUAUCCUUCAUCCUUCAUCCUUCAUCUUCCACACAUCAGACAAUCUCCCUUGCAUUUCAUUUUAGUAGUUCGGAUCUCGAAUCUCGAAUCUUUUGCACAGGCGUGAAUAGGAUCCAAUAUUCGAGUAAAAAGACAAGCAAUAGACCAUGUUUGGCAGCAUCAAUUCCCUUUCACGAAACACUCUCUCACCAGCACAGGCUCUGAGACUCUUUGACUUGUACAUGCAAGGUACUCGCACCAUAGAUGACGAUCGCAUCCUACUGACGGAGCUAUGCCUCGAUGCUGACUCUGUACUGUCUCGUAUUCAGAAGUCUUGGAAGAAGUCCUUUGCUUCGAUGACCUCAGCCUCUUCGACCUCUUCAGCUUCCAAUGAAGACAUGGCAUUGCACCAAAGUAUUGGCUCAGCCUACUAUGAACUUGCUCGCUUAUUUGAGCAAUUGGGUCACUCAACUGAUGCACAGAAGCGAGACAAGAAAGCAGAGAAAUGGGGAUACAUCCAAGGAAGUAACAACAACAACAGCAACAACGACAGCAAUAGCAACAAUGUCACUGCUAACCGACAAGUCAACGGAUCCAGUAGUAGCAAAUUGAGCAAGGUGAUGGAAACAGUGCAAUUCACACCAGUACAGACCAUUGCAACUAUAUCAAAGGAC